This is a messenger RNA of Acromyrmex echinatior (Panamanian leafcutter ant), 780 nucleotides long. RefSeq lists its product as uncharacterized. NCBI's taxonomy places the organism in Eukaryota, Metazoa, Arthropoda, Insecta, Hymenoptera, Formicidae. Gene Ontology annotation, molecular function: RNA binding. The record is from RefSeq and is a predicted model, not a curated record. Gene Ontology annotation, biological process: regulation of mitochondrial transcription. Gene Ontology annotation, cellular component: mitochondrion.
UAAGGAAUAAUUAAUGUUUAUAAUAUUUUAUAACUAAAAACGUCCAUAUUGUGCAUUUUUUAAUACAUAUACGACAGGAAAAGAACUCGAUACAGUUACGAACGUUCGCUCCCUUGUGAAAGGUUAUCUAACCAAUAAGUAGACAUUCCGAAUUGUGAUUGGAUAAGUUCAUGAAGAUUGGAUUAUGUUAUCCAAAAUGACAGUUAAUGUUAUUAGGAGAUUGGUGUGUUACAAUGCGCGUACAUUUUGUCGCCUACGAGAUCCCUUACAAUCAAAUCUCUUGUGUAAUGGCGAUACAAAAUCAAAUAGUGUACAAAAUCAUUGUCACUUGUACAUAGUAAAAAGAUUCAAAUCCAAAAAGAAGGCUGCUAAUAUUAAGAAAGAUGAGAAUGAAGAUUCUGAUGAGGAGAAAGACGAUGAGGAAGAAGCUCCCAUAGGUUCAAAAGUUAUCAAAGCAAAGAUACCUUCUAUUCGAUUAGAUACCAUUUCCAAAGCUGGAUUUGGAAUUUCUCGCAAUAAAAUUAAUGAGGCCUUUUAUGCAAGCAAGAUUCGUAUAAAUAGAAAUAAAAUAUUAAAGAAAGCUAAAGAGAUGAAAAUAGGAGAUGAAAUCGAUUUAAUUUUACAUCAAAAUGUGGAUAAUCCUGGAUUGCUAGUUAUAAAUAGAAUUGUUAUAUUAUCAAUGAAUCCUGUGACUGAUGGUAUACAAGUGAAAUUAUCUGUAGAUAAAAACUUACUAAUUGAAGAUUAUGAGGAUCCAUAUUUAUAAUUUAAAGUUAAACU